AUGAAGUGACGCAACUGGCUCGCAAGGUGCCGUUCAUGUAACAUCCAGGAGGCUGUAACGUUAUAGCACCCACAGUUUAAAAGAAAUGAAUCACACAGACAUGUAACUGAGCUUCUUAUUAGCUGAGACGAUGCUGUGUUUGGGUGUGAACACGGUGAGGUCGUCGCUGUCUUUACAAAAGCUGUGCAUCCUCUCGCUGCUCCACCUGAGACAUCAGUCCUAUAACUGCACGGUGCAGUCGUGGAGGAGAGGUCAACACAGCGGUACCAUUCGCCGCUUCUCUUCUGGACCAGGUUCGUCUGCUCCUCCUGCACUGACUGACUCCUCCUCCUGCACUGAACCUGAACCCAGCCACAGUACCUCCACCUGGUCUCCUGACCAGGGCCCGCCGCCUGCUCCCACCCACUGCUGCAUGAGUGGCUGUCAUAACUGCGUGUGGAUCGAACACGCAGAGCAGCUGCUGGCGUACUACCAUGACGGCGGCGACCGUGCACUCGCCGCUAUAGAGGAGAACGUCCUCGAUGAGAACCUUAAAACCUACCUGAAGAUGGAGAUUAGGCUCUUGAAAAAGACAUGAUGGAUUCACCUCUGUGACAUCAUGGAGUGUAGAGUGAAGAAUCUGAAACUGACUGAGUGUGAGCACAGUAUAACACACUCCGGUCACAGAGUUUACCUCCAUGUUUUCACUUCCUCCUUCAGUGGGUCACACACACUGCAGAACAUUUCAGAAAACUGCCACUAUGUACCAGGUCAGUAUGUGAACUGUAGGAGUAGCUGUUGUCCUCAAAAAUCCACCCGUCCUGCCUGAAAUAAUGAAGCCAGAAAGAAUGUUGGCAUUUUAAGUCUCUGCAAACCACAGAUACAUCACAUGUGCAUGUUAUUAUGCAGUGGUUAGUUGAGACGUUGUGUUUCAGCAACACUGUGAUUAAUGUGUGGUUAGGUUUUGGCACAAAAACCACUUGGCUGUGGUGAGGAAAAGAUCAUGUUUGGGCUAAAUGAAUCCCAGUUUUGGUGGCACAAUCACAGCUGGAGAAGCCGACGAUGUCUUGGUGGAAAACAACCACGAUUCAUAGCUCCUCCCUCGCUGGUCACUUAAACACCACUGGUGUUGUUGUUUGUUGGUCUCAGACAGUGGUCUGCAGCUUGGCAGACGUCUCGCCUCUGUGCCACGCCAUCCACUGUCCCCUCCACCUCCCAGUGUCAAAGUACAUCACGCAAUUAACAUUAAUCUGAUUUGCAUGAAAUGUGCAAAUGUAACAUAUUCGUGGUUUGCAGAAAUAAUGCCAACGUUACUUUCUGGUGACUUGGCUGAACAGAAGCAGUCAGAUGAUCAGACAGGUCGUAAACAAAUUCAAAUGAUCUAAAGCACUUCAUUUAGAUGGAAAACUGAAAAUAUGAACACCUGAAGUGUUGGUAAUAACCCCUUAGCGAUACCUCUAAGGUAUUGACUGAAAUAACACAGCCCCAGGUGAUAUCAAAAUGUCUCCAGUCAAAUGAUAUCUGCACUUUAUCCAUUGUUUUUCGUGAUCCCAGACCGUCACAACUACCCGCCAGGUCAGCAGACUUUGUGCUGCUGCUGCUGCCUUCAGAGCCACUCUCCUUCGUCAGUUCAACAUGUGCUCAGUCACACACUGAAAUGGCUCAAAUCUGUAAAGAAACCCAUAAAUAACCAUUCGGUAAUAUUAACUGUGAGAUGCCAACAGUUAGCCUUGUCACUGUGUGUGUGCAGGCAGGCAGGCAGCCUCUCUAUUUCCAGUGUGGAGCUCACACUCCAGCAGCAGCAGCAGCAGCUACGACCCGAGGAACCACGACGAACGAAGAACCCAAAAACGGAGAGAAUUCUUGAUGAAUUGAAGUCAAAGGGGUCAACGUUUAACAACAGCAAAACUGUAUUAAAACAUCAGAUUACAAACACUUUGCAAACAUGUUACCGUUUAAAACUGAGCUGAAGUCAAACUUUUCCAUGCUCUCUUCGAAGCCAGACUCCACCGACAAAACAGUAAUUUUACCUCUCUGAACACAGGAGCUGCUGGUCUACUGCUGCCUCCGUCAGUUAGUUUGUUUGGAUGAUUGUGUGAGUUUGGCAUUUUAAAGGGUUUCGUUUGGAUUUUUUUAAAUUAAAAUUACUGUUUUUGUUGAUGGAGCCUGGCUUUAAAGAGAGCAGAGAUAAAGCCCAGUUCAGACCAAAGAUUCAUGACGAGACGAGUUGAAACAGGCAACUAGUAGUUCUAAUAACCUGCCGGUUCACACCAAGUCACCACCAUGAGACGGUGUAUCAUCUCUACUCAACAACUCUCUGUACUUCUGUUCUGAUUUGCAGCUGUUCAGACUUAUUUUGUGGCUGAAUAUAAUUCGUAGCUUCUUAAAAUCUGAAUGAGUAUAGUGAUAGUGAGAUACUGGCUACAGUGAGGAAACAAAGCCAGCAUCAGAUGGACUGUGCCACCAUGAGGACGGAAACAGAAGGCUGGCCCAGGACAGAGCACCUUGCUGCAGCAAGCGAUCAUGUCGUCAUUUUGACUUGACCUGCGAACUUCACUACAAGCUGAUUGGCUGUAGAAACAGUUGAUGUGCUUUACGUUCUAAAACAAGCCACCGGCAAUUUGACCAGCUGAGUGUCAGGUGACACCAUCAGCCAGCUUGAGUCGAGCUCAGACCGGCCAGUUCAUACCGCUGCAACUUUUCGCUGCAGCGUUCUAAAACAGUUUUGUCUCGUCAUGAAUCUUGGGUCUGACCUGGGCUUUUGAUUCACUUUCUGUUUCCCCGUCAGAAAGGCAAAUUUAUGAAUCCUUGGAUAGCGAAGAAAUGGCCCACCUUACUCUACAUCUGAUUGGCUUACCCUGCCAUUCUUACCCAACCAAUCCAACCAAUGAAGCAACAUUUCUAGACAAUCAUAGGGAGCAUAGUGAUUCCUUCGCUGUCCUAGGAUUAGCAAAUAUAUGCAUCAGAAAGGGCUGUCUGUUCAGGAAGUACAGAGAAUACAACUGGAUAAAUCAGACUUGGAUUAUACUGCAAAGUAUUUGUUAAUUUGUUUCACAGCUUGAUUCAAUGACUUUGUUGAUUCAUUGUUAUGUCAUGACGCACAUUUGCCAUUUGCACUUUUUGUUUUAUUUAUCAGUUUGUAUGAAGUUUGAACUGAAGAUUUAAAUUGUAUUUUUAUGUCUUUACUAAUCAUUUGCUUCAUUGUAUUUAAGAGUGUAUUUUAAUUAUGUAUUUAAAAGUUAUUUUUAAUAGUUUGUUGAAUAAAUGUUCUUCUGAGAUGACAAGAACAUGGAGAACUGUUUCUCUGUUGGCCAGUAGGGAGCGCCAGAUAGACAUCAAACUGUGUGUGUGCUCUCAUGAGGAUAAAAUGUUUCAUCUGAUCCUCUUAACAUGUUCAUUUCAUCAUCGGGAGGAUUUAUCCAGCGAGCCCGACCAGCUUGUUUUC
This is a messenger RNA of Epinephelus fuscoguttatus (brown-marbled grouper), 3424 nucleotides long. It is a transcript of the gene oxld1, whose product is annotated as oxidoreductase-like domain containing 1. NCBI's taxonomy places the organism in Eukaryota, Metazoa, Chordata, Actinopteri, Perciformes, Serranidae. The coding region runs from base 131 to 577 and encodes 148 amino acids. The transcript has 2 exons. Gene Ontology annotation, cellular component: mitochondrion. The record is from RefSeq and is a predicted model, not a curated record.